AUGGAGAUGGUGUCGUGCGCGGCUGCCGCUGCUGGGCGGCCGAGGUCCGGAUCCGGAUUUGUAUCCCGCCAGGAUGAAGAUGCGUCCCCAGCCGCCGCUGCCGUCGCCGGCGCCGGACACCACCCCGUCGCCGUGCUGGCGCCAGCCCUGCUCCCCGGCGUCGUCCCAGUCGGCAGAUAUGCCGUUGUUGGGGAACUCGUCUUCGCCUACCUCUGGGGCGUACUCGAGGCGCUGAUGGGCCGCUUUAUCAUCAAGGGCCGCUACAUCACCUCGCGCAACAACUGGGCGAUCGACGUCGACCAGGAGGUGGUGGAGGGCUGA
Phialemonium atrogriseum is the source of this 321-nucleotide messenger RNA. RefSeq lists its product as uncharacterized. Lineage: Eukaryota; Fungi; Ascomycota; Sordariomycetes; Cephalothecales; Cephalothecaceae. The transcript is spliced from 2 exons. Bases 1 to 321 code for a protein of 106 amino acids. The record is from RefSeq and is a predicted model, not a curated record.